GUUUUGGCGAUAUUUUUACCAGUUUUUCUGAAUUUCCACUGUUUGAGUGAAACAAUAAUGUUACUACCCACUCCGCAUAUUAAGGUCCACGAAGACAACUUCUGUUACAAUAUCAUGUUGUUGUAGAAACACAAACUCAAUCUUGACUACAUUACUGUUUCUUCAUUCAUACAUCCUCUUUGAUCCUCCAUGUUGUCUUUAUUUCCUGUCCGUGUCUCUGGUUCAGGCAGGACAAGGGUCUGGAAAACACUCAGAAGAUUCUGGAAAAGUUGGGUUUGGGGAGGGAUAUGGUCGACUCCCGCGUGGUGCGUCUUGUUUGCGACACCAUCUCCUCACGCUCUGCCCGUCUCUGCGCCGCUGCCCUGGCAACCCUCGCCAACCGUAUCCGUGUCAACCGUGGGUUGAGCCAUCUGAAGACCACUGUGGGGGUGGAUGGGACAGUCUACAGAAAACACCCCAAUUUCAGCGAGGAGCUCCAGGCGACGGUGCGACUCCUUGCCCCCAAGUGUGACAUAACCUUCCUCGUCUCAGAGGAUGGCAGCGGGAGGGGCGCUGCCAUGGUAACGGCCGUGGCGCAGCGGCUGGCUCGCCAGUCCCGACUGUUAGAGGACAUUGAUGGUGAGGGCGAAGAUGAAGAGGAGGAGGAAGUGGAGGAGGAAGAGGAGGAUUAAUAAGAGCACAGGGGAUACAGAUGAUACAGAAUCGAGUCUGAAAUCGUUUUUCUGUUUUUAAAUUGAAAUAAAAAAGGAUCCAUUUUCUUGAAGAGAAAUGGUCAAAUA
Larimichthys crocea (large yellow croaker) is the source of this 779-nucleotide messenger RNA. Its product is annotated as putative hexokinase HKDC1. Gene Ontology annotation, cellular component: cytosol; mitochondrion. The transcript has 2 exons. Gene Ontology annotation, molecular function: ATP binding; D-glucose binding; glucokinase activity. Gene Ontology annotation, biological process: glycolytic process; glucose metabolic process; glucose 6-phosphate metabolic process. The coding region runs from base 288 to 671 and encodes 127 amino acids. The record is from RefSeq and is a predicted model, not a curated record. NCBI's taxonomy places the organism in Eukaryota, Metazoa, Chordata, Actinopteri, Sciaenidae.